AUGCGCAAUCCCGUGGCGUGUGUGUCCUGUCGUUGCGCCAAACAAAAGUGCAUCCACAGCGAUGUGCCCCCGUGCGAUCGUUGCCGGCAGAGCGGGCGGGCAGAACAGUGUCAGUUCCCAGCCCCGGGCACGAGUGCCAUCCAUCGCAAGCCCAAACGUCCACGGCCACUGUCAGAGAGCGGAGGAGACACGCCACGCCCAUCACAGCUGCCGACCCACGUAUCCAACCACCCAACCAAGCAGGCGACGACGACGACGACGACGACGACGAUUGCGACAACAGUAGCAGCAACAGUAGCGCCCCACGACGCCCUAUAUCGCCGCAAUGACGCAGCUCUGCCGACCGGCCUCAGUCCCAGUGCCGCUGCCUACGCGCUUUCGCCGAACGCGGCAUUGUCGCCCCAGCAGCAUCAUCUGCUGCUCGACGGCGUGGAUCCCUUUGACCUGUUGACGGACGAGGUCAAGAACAGCUAUCUGCGCUGCUCCUACAAAUGGAGCUUCCACCAUACCCCGACCCUGUUGCUGCGCAUACGCGACCGCACGCUCGAGCCAUGGAUGGUCUGGGCUAUGCUCGCGCUGGCCAUACGAUUCGUCAGCGAACCCCCCGCCCCUUUUGCCUCCCAGACCGAGGCCAGCAAUGCCUACGCCGCCCACGCCCGCCGUAUCCUGCAAUCCGACCUGGAGACGCCCUCCAUCAGCCGCGUGCAGGCCCUCUUGAUGUUGACGGGCCAUGACUGGGGCGCGGGCAAUGGUCGGAGGGCCUGGAUCUACUUGGGCAUGGCUAUCCGCCUGGUCGAGGUCAUGAACUUGACGCAGGAGCCCAAGCCGCCGCGCAACCGGGCCCCUACGCGCGAGGAAUUUAUCGAGGCUGAAGUGCGUCGCCGGACUGCCUGGACCUGCUUCCUCAUGGACUCGCUCCUCAGUGGCGGCAGGGGCCGCAAGAGGUCCCUCACGGCUGCCGACAUGUCCAUCCAGCUGCCCUGCGAGAGGGAGAACUUUGUGUUUGGAGAGCCCAUUUGCACAGAGCAGCUGGACCGAUCCACGCGCUUGCCUCAGGUCGCGCUGCCCAUGGGCCAGAUUGGCAUUAUUGGCUACAGCAUGCGCGCGGCCAACAUUUGGGGCAAGGUUGCGCGCUGGGCCUGCUCCGAGGACUUCAAAACGGAGCUCCCAUGGUCUUCUGCCUCGCAAUUCCAGCAGCUCAUACAUGAACUCGAAGGCUGGAAGCACUCGCUACCACAACGGCUGCAGUACGACCUCUUCACGCUGCACAGCCACAACGCUUGCGAUCAGGGCCAGGCAUACUGCUACAUGCACUGCAUCUACUUUAUGAGCUACAUGUUCCUCCACCGCGCCUAUUUGCCCGUGCUGGGGCCGCAACUCAAUGGCGCCAUUGCCGAAGAGACGCCUGACUCGUAUGACGAACACCGACAAAUGUGGAGAGAUUGGCAAAAGUCUUCACGCAGAAAUCUGCUCAAGGACUCGGCCAUGGUCUUGGAGAUGCUCGAGGAAAUGCGUACAUUUGGUGUUUAUUUCCUCCGCGGCCUGGUCCCUUGGAUCGGAUUCACGAUAUAUACCGCCGUCGGUGUCAUGCUGUAUUCCUUCAAUCUCAGCAGUAGCGACGAUGAACCUCACUGGCGGGAAAAGGCAAGAGAGUGCGUAGUCCAAGGCUGUGCUUUUUUGCGCGAGAUGAAGACGCAAUGGCCCAUGGCCGCAACAUGGUUUGAAACAAUCAAGCGCAUGCAGGCGUACUAUCGCUCUGUCCUGGGUCAAGACGCUCCUGCUUCUCCAGAGGAACGCCAGGCUCUACGACGUGCCAUGAUUGACUAUGGCGCUCUGCAGCCUUCGCCGGUGCAGAAGCCCAAUGAUUCGACCAAGGAGCAGGACCAGGGAGUGGUCUCUGCCAGCCUGCAGUCCACACAGCAGCCCGAGCAGCAGCAAGCCGGGAAUCCCAAGUACGCUUAUCAAUCGCUCACGAGCCCUCCAACAACAGCCCCUUCGCCCAAUACUCACUCAACAAGCUACCCCUGGACUUCGCCCAACGCGAUACCCCCGUUAGAGGCCGACGAUGCAUUCAACAUGGAUCACUUUGACCUGUCAAAUGCAGAACUGGACGAGAUGAUUACGAAUGCAACCCAGGACUUUUGGGCGAGCUUUCCUGGCGAAGUUGGAGUCGGGCGUCCCGAUCUUCCCGCGGUGCUCCCCCUUCCGUUGCCCAGCAAUCUGAUCGUCUUGCGACGGUCCAUCGAGGAUACAGCGUUAGCCGCAUCCAUCCGCUUCCGCAGCACACGUCGACACUGGCAGCUGGCUGCGUAUCUGCGGCUGAGCCAAGACAUCUGGUACGUUCGGCUCCAGGAGGCUGGCCUUAAUACAACGCUUGUAUCGACAUCGGGUUGGUCUUGUAAGCCGCAAAGUUCAUGCUUCCAGGUGCAAAUCCCGCCGAACCUAACAUUGCAAGACAUUGCACCAAUCCUACUCAACACCGCGCUUCGUUCGAGACUCCUACGCAACAUGGGGGUCUACUACGAGACCAUUCCCGACUCGCUCGUCCCAUGGAUCAAAGAACAGCAAAUGCUCUGGGUCGGGACCGCACCUCUCUCUGGCGAUGGCCACAUCAACAUCUCCCCCAAAGGCGGGCAGAAUUUCGGCAUCGUCGACUCACGGACAUUUUGGUACAUGGACCUUACCGGUAGCGGUGUAGAAACCCACGCCCACCUCCACGAACCGGGCAAUGGUCGCAUCUGCGUCAUGUUCAUGGCCUUUGACGGCCCACCCCGGAUCGUCCGCAUCUGGGGCGACGGCCGGCCGAUUGAGAACGGCUCGCCGGAAUGGGAGCCCUUCAUCGCCAAACACAAAGUCACCGUCAUCCCGGGUGCGCGCUCCAUCAUCCUCGUUAACGUCCACCAAUGCGGCACCUCCUGCGGCUUCUCCGUGCCCCUCUACGAAUUCAAGGGCCACCGCGACAUCCUCAACUCCUUCUUCCGCAACAAAGAGGCCAAAUUCCUCGCCGGCAACGAGGCAGAGAAUAUGGAUUACUACUGGGCUUACAAGUCCCAGCUCAGCAUCGAUGGCUUGCCCGGCAUGAAGCGUGGCUACGAGUUUGCGCAGAAACACGGCAUCAAGCCGCUCAAGAAGAUGGUGGGCGCUUAUGCCCCCGGCUCCCAGCGCUCGAAGAAGAAUGCCAAUCCCGACCCGAUGCAGCUGAUGCUGGUGCUGCUGCUGGGCAUUGUGAUUGGUGGGGCGAUGGCGCUGAGUGUGGUGACGCCUGAGAGAUUGCAGAUGUUGAGCGAGAAGGGGAGGGUGGUUUGA
Messenger RNA from Plenodomus lingam JN3, 3306 nucleotides. RefSeq lists its product as uncharacterized. Gene Ontology annotation, molecular function: DNA binding; DNA-binding transcription factor activity, RNA polymerase II-specific; zinc ion binding. Lineage: Eukaryota; Fungi; Ascomycota; Dothideomycetes; Pleosporales; Leptosphaeriaceae. The record is from RefSeq and is a predicted model, not a curated record. Gene Ontology annotation, biological process: regulation of DNA-templated transcription; DNA-templated transcription. Gene Ontology annotation, cellular component: nucleus.